Molecule: messenger RNA, 2091 nt
Organism: Dovyalis caffra
Lineage: Eukaryota; Viridiplantae; Streptophyta; Magnoliopsida; Malpighiales; Salicaceae
Source: the annotation of a GenBank genome assembly
AUGGGGUGGUCAAGCUGGUUCCUUUUUGUCUAUCUUUCGUGGGGUUUCUUUAUUUCAAGUACUCACGAGUCACAAAAUUAUCAGCUACAGCUUCUUCUGCAGCUAAGAAAGCAUUUGGAGUAUCCUUCACAAAUGGAUAUUUUGGAGGGUUACAAUGGAGACCUUUGCAAUUUAUCUUCAAGUCCAAAUAUGAGAAUUGUUUGCCUUGAAAAUAAUGUCACUGAGCUCCAAAUUACGGGAGACAAGCUUGUCAAGGUUAGUAGUGACUUUCAUGGAUUUGCAAUUCCUAAUCAGACUUUAUCUGAAAGUUUCUCAAUUGAUUCUUUUGUUACUACAUUGACAAGGUUAACUAGCUUGAAAGUUCUUAGGUUAGUGUCUUUGGGGAUUUGGGGACCACUUCCUGAUAAGAUUCACAGGUUGUAUUCACUUGAAGUUUUGGACUUGUGCUCAAAUUUUAUGUUUGGUUCAGUUCCACCUCAGCUAUCAAGACUUGUUAAGCUUAAUUCUUUAUCAUUAGAUGAUAACUACUUCAAUGGAAGUGUCCCUGAUUGGCUGGAUUCAUUGUCAAAUCUCACCAUUUUGAGCUUGAAGAGUAACAGGUUUAAUGGUCAGUUUCCUUCUUCAAUAUGCAGAAUCACAACACUAACUGAUAUGGCCUUGUCUCACAAUCAGCUUACUGGUAAAUUGCCUGAUUUGAGCACCUUAAGUAGCCUACAUAUGUUGGAUUUAAGAGAGAACAAGUUAGAUUCUGAGUUACCUGGACUGCCAAAAGAGUUGAUUACAGUUCUCCUAAGCAAUAACUCGUUCUCAGGAAAAAUUCCUGGGCAAUUUGGUCAGUUGAAUCAGCUUCAACACCUUGAUUUCUCUUCAAAUCAUCUGAGUGGAACACCUCCCUCUUCCUUGUUCUCCCUUCCAAACAUCAGUUACUUGAAUUUAGCAUCCAAUAUGCUGAGUGGAUCACUUCCAAAUCAUCUUAGUUGUAGCAGCAAACUUGGGUUUGUCGAUCUUUCUUCAAACAAGUUCAUCGGUGGACUUCCCUCUUGCUUGAGCAGUAUGCUAGAUGAGAGAGUAGUUAAAUUUGGAGGGAAUUGCUUAUCCAUUGAUUCCCAAAAUCAGCAUCAGGAGUCAUACUGCUCUGUGGCGAAUGAGGAGGGGAAACGAUCAAGAUGUAGAGCGGUAGGAAUAUUAGUUGCUGCCAUUGGCGGAGCUGUUCUUGUCAUUAGUCUUUUGGCUUUUGUGGUUGUUAUUUUGCGCAGAAGAUACUGUUCUAGAAGGAAAUUAGAGCAGAAUAUAAUUUCCAAGGUUGAACAAGCCAAUAUACCAAAUGGGGUUUCUUCUGAAGUCCUAGCAAAUGCCAGAUUCAUUUCUCAAGCAGCCAAGCUAGGGACACAAGGUGCCCCGGUAUGCCGUGUAUUUUCCUUGGAAGAGUUGAAGGAAGCCACAAACAACUUCGAUUCAUCAUCAAUUAUGGGAGAAGGCUUGACGGGGAAGAUUUGCAAAGGAAGAUUGGAGAACGGAACCUAUGUUGUUAUACGAUGUCUGUCUUUGUCGAAGAAACAUUCAAUUCAAAAUCUCAAGGUUCGCUUGGAUUUGGUUUCAAAGCUGCACCAUCCACAUUUGGUUAGUCUGUUGGGUCAUUGCGUUGACAGUGGAGUGCAAAAUGAUUCUAGUAGCACCAAAGUCUACCUUGUUUAUGAAUAUGUGUCCAAUGGAAACUAUCGUACUCAUCUAUCAGAAACAUGCCCCGAGAAAGGCCUCAAGUGGCCAGAUAGAUUGACAAUUCUUAUUGGUGUUGCCAAGGCUGUGCAUUUUCUACAUACCGGCGUGAUUCCUGGUACUUUUAACAAUAGACUAAAAACAAAUAAUAUAUUGCUUGACGAGCAUCGGAUUGCGAAGCUAACUGACUAUGGAAUGUCAAUUUUCACAGACGAGAUUGAAAAACCUGAGGCAAAGGGAGAUGGCCUGAAAUCAAGCUUGGAAAUUCGUAAUACGGUUAUGCGAGUAGAUGCACAAUUUAUGGUUGAUUCCUCAUUUAGAGCUUCUGUAUAUUGUACUAUGAUUUGCAUUGUAGAAGAAGAAAUGGAUCCUUAA